AUCGUUGGCUUGUUCGCAGGACUGUGCUCCACGGAGGGGCACAACAUACGUGGACGGGGAAACAAGUACCAAACCUUCGAAGGGAAGAUGGCGACAGUGGCCUUUGCUCACCGAAGCGUCAGAAACGCAAAACUCAAUUACAAGAAUCCGGAAUUUGAGCUCAUUGCUCAGGGCUAUAAGCGAUCCAACAGCAGCGUCACUCGAAAGCAGCCCGUCACCGCGUCCUUGCUGCUUGAGUUGCACCGGGUGCUACAAGACCGCAGAACACCCGAGAACCGAGAGUACAACGAGUUGGUGUGGGCCUCGGUCGUCCUAGCCUUCUUCUUUCUGAGCCGAAGCUCC
This is a messenger RNA of Phytophthora sojae, 342 nucleotides long. RefSeq lists its product as hypothetical. The transcript has a single exon. Lineage: Eukaryota; Oomycota; Peronosporomycetes; Peronosporales; Peronosporaceae. The annotation marks the transcript as partial. The record is from RefSeq and is a predicted model, not a curated record.